AUGCUCAAUGGGUCAAGCCCCCAGGCUGGAAAAAUUUGGAAAAAGGCAAACCUAACCUUCCUAUUUGAUGGCAAACACAUGACAGAGACCUUCCUAGUCUGUAACACAGGGUCACACACUGCCAUCUUAGGAAUCAAAUGGCUGGAAGCCCACAAUCCUGAAAUUGAUUGGAACUCACACACCCUCUCCUUUCCUCACGCACCUCUGGAACACGUGGCAAUUGCUGAAGAGGAAGAAGCUGACAAGAACCCUCUUGAAGGAGUACCCCCCAAAUACCACCAAUAUGCCAAGGUGUUCAGAGAAGAAGAAUUCAAUAAGCUUCCCCCCCAUAGGCAUUACAGCAUUGGAAUUGAACUCACAGAGGAAGGCCCCCUGAAUUCCCCUCUCUAUAGCAUGACUGACGCUGAGUCUGCCACACUCAAGGACUGGCUCAGGGACAAACUCAAGGCUGGGAAAAUCCGCCCCAGCAAGUCAUCUAUCAGUUCCCCUGUCAUGUUUGUCCCCAAAAAGGAUGGUUCCUGUUGCCUUGUAGUUGAUUAUUGCCGCCUGAACAAUCAAACCAAGAAGAAUGUGUACCUGCUACCCCGUCCAGACAACCUCAUGGCCCAGCUCCGUGGUGCCAAAGUUUUUACUAAACUAGAUCUACAAUGGGGUUACAACAACAUCCAAGUCAAGGAGGGUGAUGAAUGGAAAACUGCCUUUUGCACUAAGUACGGCCUCUAUGAAUCCCUGGUCAUGACCUUUGGCUUAACCAAUGCUCCUGCCGCCUUCCAACACUUCAUGAACAAGUUGUUCAAGGACCUCCUGGAUGUAUGCAUUAUUAUCUAUCUAGAUGAUAUCCUGAUCUAUUCAAAGGAUGAUGCAACGCAUACCCAACAUGUCCAUGAGGUUUUACAACAGCUAAUGGAUAACCAAUUGUUCUGUAAGGCGUCCAAAUGUACAUUCCACAUCACUUCCAUGGAAUACUUGGGAAUCAUUGUAUUGGAUAAGGGUUUCAGCUUGGAUAGGCUCAAGAUUCAAGCUAUCCAGGAAUGGCCUAUGCCUACUAAAGUCAAAGAGGUCCAAUCCUUCCUGGGAUUUGCCAAUUUCCUUUGUUGA
This is a messenger RNA of Rhizoctonia solani, 1098 nucleotides long. Its product is annotated as Reverse transcriptase (RNA-dependent DNA polymerase). The record is from RefSeq and is a predicted model, not a curated record. Lineage: Eukaryota; Fungi; Basidiomycota; Agaricomycetes; Cantharellales; Ceratobasidiaceae. The coding region runs from base 1 to 1098 and encodes 365 amino acids. The transcript has a single exon.